Molecule: messenger RNA, 1530 nt
Organism: Rotaria sp. Silwood2
Lineage: Eukaryota; Metazoa; Rotifera; Eurotatoria; Philodinida; Philodinidae
Source: the annotation of a GenBank genome assembly
AUGUAUGCGAUACUUUUCAAAUCGAUCUUUCUGCUCACUGUUUUGGAUCUAUCACGCGCCGCACAUAAACGAUAUGAAUGGACACUUCGCUAUGCAACAUACAACCCUGAUGGUGUUUAUCGUAGAGUCAUUUCAAUCGACAAUAGUUCAGAUGUAUUCAAAUUCCCUGGACCGACUAUUCGGGCUCAAAAGAAUGACAUCAUUGAAGUCAUCGUUCACAAUGAACUACCAACCGAAGUAACAUCAAUCCAUUGGCAUGGUAUUCAUCAAUUAAACACACCAUGGAUGGAUGGAGUCUCUUAUACAACACAAUAUCCGAUUCUACCUUUACAUUCAUUCAAUUAUACAUUCGUAGCCAGUCCCGUUGGCACACAUUGGUAUCAUUCACAUACGGGAGCUCAAUAUAGUGAUGGUCUUUUUGGUAGUCUUAUCGUUGAAGAUCCAAAUGAUCCAUAUAAACAGUUUCCUGAACUUUCCCUUAUCAUGAAUGAAUGGUAUCAUCGCUAUGCCAUCGAUAUAUUCGAUAUCCUUAGCAUUCCUCCGACAACACAUCAUCACAGAUUUCCAGAAUUCAUAUCUGGUCUUAUGAAUGGGAAAGACAAUCAUGAGUUAACGGUGAUCGCUAUCGAUGGUGUCUACGUCGAACCUUACAACACCCAACAACUAUGGAUUUACAUCGGCCAACGAUACGAUUUUCUUGUCACUAUGAAUCAGCAAUCACCUUUAGGUGUUUAUUGGAUUCGUGCAGUUACUGCUGUGAACGAUACCAACCAGUUUCAUGCUAUUCUACAUUACAAUAAUACAAGAAAUGGAACUCCUGAACCACCAACAUCACCUCUUCCACGGAACCUAACCGGCUUGGUCAAUUCCAUGCCACUCGUACCAUCUAAAGUCAACACUGACUUCUCGCUCCAACCACCAACUUUUAAUGAAACAUUGAUUGUUCAUAUCAUCUGUGUGCCCAGCGUACAUCGUUGUACAGUCAAUUCGCAUAGCUAUAAAAUGCCCCGUGAGCCAACAUUAUUUACUUUGUACAAACAUGGCAUUCAACAACCACCUCCACUUAGUGUGUUCAAUUUAAGACAGAAUGCUCAUGUCAUGAUUGUUGUAACCAAUUUUCAAAAUUUUGGCCACCCAUUUCAUCUUCAUGGUCAUUCUUUUUAUGUACUUGGUAUGGGCAAACAAAAUCAAUCUGGUACUGGUGAACCGUACAUUUUUGAUCCUGUACGUGAUCGACACACACUCAACUUUAUCAAUCCACCAUAUCGUGAUACAGAACAAGUGCCUGAACUGUCUUACAUAGUCAUCGGAUUCAUUGCCAACAAUCCGGGCUCCUGGCUCUUUCAUUGUCAUUUUGCUUGGCACGCAGAAGCAGGUAUGGUGGCAGUGUUCAAUGUAGUAGGUGGUCGAAUUCCACCACCACCACCCAAUUAUUCUCUUCUGAUCAACUAUCGAGAUCAAAUAAAUUUAAGUGGCAAAGUACAAUCGACAUUGACUGUGUUCUUUCUAAUCAUCUCUAUUUAUAUAUAG